This is a messenger RNA of Tripterygium wilfordii, 2416 nucleotides long. Its product is annotated as protein VASCULAR ASSOCIATED DEATH 1, chloroplastic. The coding region runs from base 106 to 2022 and encodes 638 amino acids. NCBI's taxonomy places the organism in Eukaryota, Viridiplantae, Streptophyta, Magnoliopsida, Celastrales, Celastraceae. The record is from RefSeq and is a predicted model, not a curated record. The transcript is spliced from 18 exons. Gene Ontology annotation, biological process: negative regulation of programmed cell death.
CACCUCCUUCGAUCAGUUUCUGGAAACCCAACAAACGCCUCAUUAGUCAUUCACGCUCUCUAUUGCGCGCUCGCUUGAUCCUUUCGAUCUCUAUCGGCCAUCGCCAUGGGUGCUGUUGCGAGUCCAGAGAGGAUCGAUUCGUCGCCGCAAUUGGAUGCGUCUCCUUCGAAACGUAACUCCGACGCGUCGUCUGAUCGUUCCUCCACAGCUACUCUACCCAGCACCGCCGACGCGCAGGAUCGCAGCGAUCAAGAGCUAUCAAUUUCCGGUUCCAGCCCUAAAAGAAGCGUUGAAUUUCAGUCUCCAUCAGCAUCGAAAAGUGAAGAGUAUCGACAAUUGUUUCGUCUUCCGCCCGACGAAGUCCUUGUCCAAGACUUUAAUUGUGCUUCUCAGGAGAGUAUUCUUCUCCAGGGUCACAUGUACCUGUUUACUCGGUACAUAUGCUUCUAUUCCAACAUAUUUGGAUAUGAGACAAAGAAAAUAAUUCCAUUCCUUGAAGUCACUAGUGUAAUAAGAGCGAAGACAGCUGGAAUCUUUCCUAAUGCUAUAGAGAUAGUUGCUGGAGGGAGAAAGUAUUUCUUUGGGUCCUUUCUAUCCCGUGAUGAAGCUUUUAGGAUCAUUAAUGAUGGAUGGUUGAAGCAGGAUUCUAUUUCUGAAUCUGGCAGCCUAGAGAAUGGAAGUAUUGCGAUUGAAAAGGAUAAUAGCUCCAAACAGCCAAUUGAUGAAUGGGAUACUAUUGAGAGGGAUAAGGAUGCUCUCUAUCCUACUGAUCCAAUGAUUUUACCAAAUGCUGAAAAUGGGGUUCUUUCAACUACCCAUACAGAAGUAAAUGAUAAUAUGGAACAGGAUGUUGAACCAUCUGUAUGUUCUGACCUUUCAUCUUCAACAAAUGCUUGGGCAUGGAAGGUGGAGAAUUCUGAUCCACUUGAGAUGCCAGAGUCUUAUACGAAAGUUGCAGAAACAAAGUUUCCGAUAAAAGUAGAGGAGUUCUUCAGUUUGUUCUUCUCGGAUGGUUCAACUGGUUUCAUUGAAUCUUUUCAUCAGCAAUGCAAAGAUCAAGAUUUUUUGAGCACUUCAUGGUCUCAACAUGACGAAUUUGGGUAUGCUCGCGAUGUUUCAUUUCGACAUCCUAUAAAAAUAUAUCUUGGUGCUAAACUUGGUAGCUGCAAAGAGGUCCAAAAAUUUCGAGUUUACAGGAACAGUCAUUUGGUUAUUGAGACAUCACAAACAGUCAAUGAUGUACCUUUUGGUGAUUACUUUAGCGUGGAGGUGCGUUGGGAUGUACAGAGAGAUGGCGAUGAAUCAACAGAAGGCUGUGUUUUGCGGGUAUAUAUAGAUGUGAAAUUUACAAAAAGAACUUUCUGGAAAGGCAAAAUAGUGCAGUCUACUCUGGACGAAUGUCGUGAAGUUUAUGCUUUAUGGAUUCAAAUGGCACACGAAUUUUUGAAGCAGAGGAACCUUGAGAUACAAGAAGAGGUGGAUCUUGCUGUGAACAUGAUUCAGAAUGGAGAAGUUAAUUCUGAAAGGGAAUUAAAGACUAGAGAAUCUUUAGAAAGGGUGCAGGAAUCCAUUGAGAUUAUAAGGAGGCAGCGGUUGUCUGAUUCAACGGAUGUUAACCGACAAUCUGGCAGUUUUAUGCAAAGAAAUCCGAACACCACCACAUCUAGUUCAAGUUUGUUGAGUGAACAUGUGGAGAAAUUCUGUUCAUAUUUGAAAUGUCAGAGUCCAAUUUCACUUAUCCUAGUUAUUGCCUUUGCUGUGAUAAUCCUGAUGCAGGUAAGCAUACUUGUGCUAUUAAACAGACCCCAAAAUGUCCAUGUGGCUUCUCCAGUAGAAUAUAUGUAUGGGUUGAGUGGUGGAUCUGGUGAAAGAUCAGCUGAAGCCCUAGCGUGGUUGGAGAAGAGGAUGCACCAUCUUAAGGACGAUAUGUUUAUGGUCGAGGCUCGGCUGGAGAGGAUGCGAAAUGAGCAUGCUUUGUUGAAAGCUCAUAUGAAAGACCUAGAUCUUCGCCGGCGCAGAUGAUACUUACGUUGUUAUGUCUAUUACUCAAUUGUAUAUCUAUUACUCUUCCUUUCUUGUAUAUGUUGAUCACUUACAAUUCAUCUGUAAAAGAAACUUGUCAUCCGGGGAAGAACGCUGUUAGGUAAGUGGAAGCAUUGAGGAAUGUGGGUGUACAUUCUGUUCCCGCCAUUAUUGAUGGUCGGAGGCCAUAGCGAACUGGACGACUGAUCGGUCAUUGAUAUCGGAUUCCACGGCUGAUUUCGACCUCUGAUAUGCACUGUACGUAUUUUCCAUUACUUUAAUUUCAGUCAUCUACAUUAACCGAAAGUAUGGCUAGUGUUUUGUUUGACCCAAUUUCGGACAAGGCUGUUGUACUCUAUUUCAAGUUGAAGUAUUAUCCUCGUGACCAUGGUUC